Molecule: messenger RNA, 2475 nt
Organism: Thelazia callipaeda (thelaziosis nematode)
Lineage: Eukaryota; Metazoa; Nematoda; Chromadorea; Rhabditida; Thelaziidae
Source: the annotation of a GenBank genome assembly
AUGAAUUAUUCUACCACACAGUUAGGAUAUUUGGGAAAAACAGCGUUUUUGAAUUCAAAAAAAAACUUUUACUUUUUUACAGAUAGCAACAAAAAGUUGCUACGGAAAAUGGCGAAGGUGAAACCAGAAGAAGUCUCGACGCCUACUCAUUUCGAGUAUUUUUUAUCAUUGCCCUUACAUUUGGUGCAUAUUGAAGAUAUACAAUCGAAUGAAAACAAUUUCGUUGUGCCAAAAUUAUGCGAAGAUCCAGUAAUUAAGAAUAUAUUUAAUGUAAUCGAAAAAAACAUCACUGAUACGAGUAAUAAUUCAAUUGGUACUUCUGAUAGCUCAGAAUUCUGCUUAAAGUUACCAGUCAAAAAUUUUAAAAAUAAUGUUAAAGAUGAAGCAGUACUUUGUGAUUAUCAAGUAGUAACACGUGAUAAUAAAAAUAAUAAUUAUGAAUCGAUGAAUGAAAUGAAACGAAGUAAUUUAUACUUAAAUUUGAAGAAUAAUUUAAAUGAAUCAAAACGCCAAUCAACACCACAAAUUAUGGCACCAAGUUUUGAUAUCAAAAAUGUUGAAGAAGAAAAUAACAUAAUAUUGCCAAGAAGGAAGAACAUUUUACCAUUACAGUCAACGGAUUCAACGGAAGCAACUCCACCUGACACGCCAGUAUUCACUUCUGAAUUCAAGUCGACACGCAAUUUAGACUUAAGCAAACAAGAAGCUGCUUAUGAUGCUAUUGUUGCACAUAACAAGCAAGAUCCUAUCUCAUCACCUUUCCACAAAACUCAAGAAGUAACAGUAGCUGAUCAAAUGAUGACUAGACAAAAUGAUGCGCUAUUGAAAAAUAAAUUCUUUUCAAGCUAUGAUAAUCAAGAUGAUACCAAAGGUCAAACAGAAGAAAUUCAACAAGCCCUGAAACAAUUAGACGAUGUAUUGGAUGAGCAAAUUCCUAUUGAGGUUUUUUCAAUACCAAAUGAUAAUCUCUCAGUUAUAUCAAAAAGGUCAAGCGUAGAAAACAUCGAACGAAUAAAUACUUACAAAGAACCAGAAAACUGUAAAAAAUCAGUGAAAGAACUAGCAGAAAUGUUGGAUUCUAAACCAUUACCAUUACAACGGAAGGACCCAUAUUCAGUGGCAACAACUAGUAUAGAAGCUGAAUCAAAAGUAUCAAUACAGGCGAUGAAACCAUCCUUAAUUGGUAUCAGUAUAUUCAGUCCUGUCAUUGGAAAAUCAAUCACAGAAAUUAUUGCACAGAAACGAGAACAGAAGGAAGAAGUUGGUAAUCAGAAAGCUGCUUUGAAAAGAAACUUUAUGAUUCCUUCAAAAAUUCAGACUCUGAGUAAGAGUGAAAGUCAAGAUAUGUAUUGCAGUAGUAAUGGCAAUCAAACAUCCUCUUCAUCACAACUGAGGAAAAACAAAUUUGACUUUCAGAAAAAUUUUGCUGAAGUGAACAAGAUUCUGAAAGAUCCUGAAAGGGUUAGAACUGAAAUGACAAAUACGAAAAGCAAUACAUCAAGUACAGAAUCAAGCCAAAAAAUUUUUACAUCCGAAGCAGAAAUGGUUAACUUUCAAAAAGUUUCUUGGCUAGCAAACUCUCCUGGCAAGAAACAGAAGCAGAAUCAGGUCCCUCAAAAUUUACACAUCUAUGAAAACUUGAAUCAUCCUGAUAGAUGUUCUCAAAUUUCUAAACAUAUGUCAAUCGAGGAAGCAAAUCGACGGAAUGGAAAUGUAAAUGCAACGAUGGAAAAGAUCAUACAAAAACAGCAAUUUGAAUCUGAUUACGAUCCAUCUGUUUCUGAGAGUACAGAAUCCGCAGUACAGAAGUAUUCAUGUAAGCUGAAUGAGAAAGAAAAUCAGAAGAGAGUCAUGAAUAUGGAAGAAAAUUCAUCUGACAGUACUUUAACUGCAGCAACAAUUUUAUCGCAUAAAACUGACGAUAGUGACGUAGAUAAUGUAAAGUGGCGAACAGAUUACGUUAUUACGCCACAAAAUUUUGAUAUAUCUGUCGAAGAUGAAAAAAAUUUGCAACUACCACCAGUUUUACGUACACCUCCGAAUCGCGGGAUAUCAAGUCAACGAAUUGUGCAACGUAGUACAUCAAUGUAUACUUCAGGAAGUGAAGAAAUAAACAAUAAAACUAUGCAAUCUACGAGUACUUCAGAGCAAGGAAAUCAAUUAGGGAUUCUGAAUCGACAUUUAUCAAUGUCUGCAGUGAAAAUGUCAAAUGACAAUGCAUACACAUCAAUGAUACCCCCAAAACCUGCACCACGUCGAAUUGAUUUCUUGGAGCAAACAAGAAAAAACUUUAAUUUAUCUCAAGAAGAUGUUAAAAAUUUUAAGAGGAAUGCUAAACGACCCGUGCCAUUACCUCGGCAAAGUAAACUUAAGACAUCAUUUAAUGAUAACUUGUUAUUGAAAACAUCUUCUACACUUGGAGCCAAAAUUCAGCAAGGCAGUAUAAAUGGUUCUGAAUCAAUGGUAGCACUUUAA